Molecule: messenger RNA, 1775 nt
Organism: Closterium sp. NIES-67
Lineage: Eukaryota; Viridiplantae; Streptophyta; Zygnematophyceae; Desmidiales; Closteriaceae
Source: the annotation of a GenBank genome assembly
GGUCGCUACUGUUGCUCCUACUGCUAAGACUGCAGCGGCGGCCUUUCCGCAGCAGCAGCGACAGCGUCGGGGCCAUCGUGGCCCCAAGGGAGGGCGUGGUGGUGGUGGCGGCAACAGUGGUUCUGACGAGGGGGCUGGGGCAAGCGUCCAGGAUCAGCAGCAGCCGCAGCAGUCGCAGAAGCAGCAGCAGCAGCAGCAGCAGCAGCAGCAGCAGUAGCAGCAGCAGCCACAGCAGCAGCAGCAGCAGCAGCAGCAGCAGCAGCAGCAGCAGCAGCAGCAGCAGCAGCAGCAGCAGCAGCAGCAGCAGCAGCAGCCGCAGCAGCAGCCGCAGCAGCAACAGCAAUAGCCGCCGCAGCAGCAGCAGCAGCUGUGGGCCCGCCUCCCGCCGGGGUGGCUGGGAGCCCCUGGAGGGGUCUGCUCCGCCACGCUUGCUCCCCCUGGCGCUGCACCGGGAGCGAGACAGGCAGGAGCGGCUGAUCCGCAGCAUCAUGAGGCGCAUGAUCGCCGCCCGGCGGCACCGCAGAGAGCAGCAAGCCACCGCUGCCGCCACCGCUGCUGCUGCUCAGCUGAUGGACAAGUGCCUCACCUUCCACCUAGCUGGCCACGAAACCACCUCCAACCUCCUCACCUGGACCGUGCUGCUCCUAUCACAGCACGCCACGUGGCAGCAGCGCGCGCGAGAGGAGGCAAGGCAGGUGCUGGGAGCCGAUGGGGCGAGGCUGACGAUGGAGAAGGCGGCAGAGCUAAAGACCAUCACCAUGAUUCUCAAUGAGUCGCUCCGGCUCUAUCCGCCCGCUCCUGUCGUUGCACGCCUCUGCGCCACCCGCGCCAAGCUAAGCGAAACGCUUAGCAUUCCCGCCGGGUGUGGCGUGACGGUGCCUAUCGGAGCGAUGCACAGGAGGAAGGAGCUGUGGGGGGAAGAUGCGAACGAGUUCAAACCGGAACGAUUCGAGAACGGGAUUAAAAAGGCGGCAACGCACCCGCUCGCAUUCAUCCCCUUUAGUGUCGGCCCCCGUACGUGCAUUGGGCAGAACUUUGCAGUGCUGGAGGCAAAGGCGAUUCUGUCGCUGCUGCUGCUGAAGUUCUCGUGGCGCGUGGCUCCAUCGUACCGGCACUACCCGGAGCAGCUGCUGACAUUGAAAACCAAGUACGGCAUGCCAGCGGGUGUUGUGUGAUGUCAUCAUAUGCUAUCACAUUCUGUCUGCCUCCCAUCUCUUGUUUCAAUUCGUAUGUAUGGUUUGACUGUGUGUGAAAGAAUUUGUGUGUGGUGUGUUCUGGAGUUUGGGAAUGUGUUUUGUGUUAUUCUGUCUGAGCAGGUAUUUGUGAGGAUAGAUCUUGAGAAGAUCUUUCCGACGCAACGAGAAUCGCUUCAAUCGGAGCAAGAACGCGAAAGCUAUGAAGAUUCAAAGUUCAUGAGCUUGCGUUACAAUUGCGGCGGUUACAAAGUGAAGUUGUGGGGUGACUUUAUAUGGAGUUGGGACCUUUGGGGUUGGGGAAACUUGUCACUCUACUGUAACAGCUGCAAAUAGGUUGGGAACAACCAAGCUAGGUUGGCAAGGGUGGCCAACUUGGAUGGAUUGGUUGGGAAGGGACAAAGGUCAAAGUUGAGGUUCCUAUAGGGAGGGAAUCUUUGUGCUUAUGGGUUUCCUUGGUUGGGGACUCUCUUGGGACCUUCCCUCUCAUCCCUCUCUUCCUAUCCCAACCUUUCUCUUGCUCCUUCUUAUUCCUUGUGAGAUUCUUGAACUUUGAUUGAACUUUUGAGAUUGAGUUAAGUU